AUGUUUCGGGGUCGGUUUAUUCGGGGAGCCUCCAGCUGGCUCGAGAACUGGAGUGUUGCGAGUGGUGCCCGCAAUUUCUGCUCCCACUCGGAACUGCCUAUGGAGAAAAGCCGCCUCGUGCAGGGCGUUUUCAGCUCCGUGGCACCUGCAUAUGACCUAAUGAACGACUGCAUGUCACUGGGUCUCCACCGGGUAUGGAAAGAUCACUUCGUACGACGAUUGCGUCCGGUGAGCGGCAUGCGCAUCGUAGACGUUGCAGCUGGCACUGGUGAUAUCGCGUUUCGGAUAUGGCAACGGGAGCCGCGUGUCUCUCUUACUCUUCUGGAUCCUAACGAGGAAAUGCUAUCUAUAGCACGGAGACGGGCGGCCGCUUUACUCGGCAGGUCGCGUUUUUCAGACAGCGAUCAUGGCGAGGAGCUCGCUCCCGGGCCUGCUACCAGCACACGUUCACAGCCAGCGGGUGUCGCGGGCACGAUGCGUUUUAUCGUCGCUGCUGCAGAGCGACUACCGUUGCCGGACGCUUUAUUCGACGCCUACACUAUAUCUUUUGGCAUGAGGAACACGUCGGAGCCGCUACGAGCCAUGCAGGAAUCGUAUCGAGUAUUGCGGCAGGGUGGUCGUUUCCUGAUGAUGGAAUUCGCCCGCGUUCGUGAAACCUUCCCGCUGGUACAGCAGCUCUACGAUGCGUAUUCCAUCAACGUUAUACCAUGGCUCGGCGAACGGAUUGCCCGAGACCGCCAUGCCUACGAAUACCUCGUUGAGAGCAUUCGGGCGUUUCCCGACCAAGACGAGGUCUGCGCUAUGCUGGAACGGAGUGGUUUUCGGGAGGUCACGUUCGAAGAUCUGGGCUUUGGCAUGGUGAGCAUCUAUUCUGGAUGGAAAUUGGAGUAG
Molecule: messenger RNA, 891 nt
Organism: Cyanidioschyzon merolae strain 10D
Lineage: Eukaryota; Rhodophyta; Bangiophyceae; Cyanidiales; Cyanidiaceae
Product: ubiquinone/menaquinone biosynthesis methlytransferase
Exons: 1
Coding region: 1-891 (296 amino acids)
Biological process (GO): ubiquinone biosynthetic process
Molecular function (GO): methyltransferase activity
Source: RefSeq, a predicted model, not a curated record